GUAAUAUUAUCACAAUGUCCAACUCAACCAGACUAUACACGAAAGGCUUAAUACUUGGCUAUAAGCGAGGCUUACGCAAUCAACAUACGAAUACAUCUCUCAUUCGUAUCGAAGGUGUAAAUAAUAAGAACGAAACUGAAUUUUACUUGGGCAAGAGAGUCGCAUAUAUUUACCGUGCUCAAAAGAAGACGAAAGCCACUUUACGAAAAACGCGUAAUGCUUCCAAAUUUAGAGUGAUGUGGGGCAAGGUUACAAGAUCACACGGUAAUAGUGGAGUAGUCCGUGCAAAGUUUAGACACAAUCUUCCUCCUAAAUCAAUGGGUGCAACUGUUCAUGUGAUGCUCUAUCCUUCCAGAGUGUAAUCUUAGGAAGUUGUUUGUAUA
Messenger RNA from Trichoplax adhaerens, 383 nucleotides. RefSeq lists its product as hypothetical. Gene Ontology annotation, biological process: cytoplasmic translation; ribosomal large subunit biogenesis. Gene Ontology annotation, molecular function: structural constituent of ribosome. The transcript is spliced from 3 exons. The record is from RefSeq and is a predicted model, not a curated record. Gene Ontology annotation, cellular component: ribosome; cytosolic large ribosomal subunit. Bases 15 to 362 code for a protein of 115 amino acids. Lineage: Eukaryota; Metazoa; Placozoa; Uniplacotomia; Trichoplacea; Trichoplacidae.